UUCAGACACCAUAAAAAUCGCAGACAAAGAAUCCUUCAUUUUAGGGCAUUGGUCCGAAUUCUUUUCACUCUUUUUUGGCAAUGGCGGAGGAAACAGAGAGUAACCAAUUGACGGUGGAGCCGGUAAUGGAGAAUAUCAGCGAGAAGAUUCACAGCCAUGAUUCGUCUUCUUCUUCGGAUUCUGAUUCGAAUCAUGGGAAACCCGCUUCUCCUAGCUCCGUUAAGGCUAAGAUUUAUAGGUUGUUUGGAAGGGAGAGACCUGUUCACCAUAUUCUUGGUGGUGGAAAGCCUGCUGAUGUGUUUUUGGGGAGGAACAAGAAGAUUUCGGCUGGUUUUCUCGGUGGAGUAACUGCAAUUUGGGUCCUAUUGACUGCGGGGAACUUUUUGACUGCAAAACCAAACUGGCAGGAACCUCCAGAAUCCCUGCAUGCAGAUAAAAUUGUUGGAGCUGGUGCUUCAGCUUCAAUGAGUGAGAGGCAUAGCGGCUGUGACCUUGCUACUGUUCCUAAAGAAAUUCCUUCUAGUCUUGAAAUUGCCUCAACGCCAUUGGGAGAGGUGAAGAUUUCUAUAAGCUACAAUUCUGCUAUUGGAAGACCAAAUUUCCAAUUGCCUACUGUAGAUGAACUUAGAGAACUGAUGAAGCAGAGGUGCCUCCAGUCAUACAAACUCAUUGACCCUAAUUUUGAUGUAUUCAAAGUUUUGAGUGAUAUGUGUGAGUGCAUAUUUAGGUGA
Hibiscus syriacus is the source of this 731-nucleotide messenger RNA. RefSeq lists its product as uncharacterized. Bases 81 to 731 code for a protein of 216 amino acids. NCBI's taxonomy places the organism in Eukaryota, Viridiplantae, Streptophyta, Magnoliopsida, Malvales, Malvaceae. The record is from RefSeq and is a predicted model, not a curated record. The transcript is spliced from 3 exons.